Molecule: messenger RNA, 5730 nt
Organism: Acanthopagrus latus (yellowfin seabream)
Lineage: Eukaryota; Metazoa; Chordata; Actinopteri; Spariformes; Sparidae
Gene: itih6
Product: inter-alpha-trypsin inhibitor heavy chain family member 6
Exons: 17
Coding region: 724-4362 (1212 amino acids)
Biological process (GO): hyaluronan metabolic process
Molecular function (GO): serine-type endopeptidase inhibitor activity
Source: RefSeq, a predicted model, not a curated record
UCAGCACCAAGGACAGCACCAGACAAACAAAGCACCUGACUGUCGCCAAGUUUACAGGCCGGAUUGGAUGCAAUAAUGUAAAUAAAGUGAACCUCCGACGUGUCAUUGUGCAGACAAUAAACUCACUUUACAAGUCAGACACGCAGCCAUGUCAUGAUGUUGUUUCCCUCCCACUGACAAGCUAAACUGGUCAGAAUGAUCCCCCAUCACGCAAUAUUUCCUCUCCACCAAUAAUGGGUCUUUGUGAAGGAGCACUCAGUUGGAAUGAAAACUCACAUUUGGGAGUGAUUUAAGGAAUAAAAACUCAGUUUUUCAGGAACACUCCUACAGAGGGGAGGAGGUGUGUUUUCCCCAAAUAGCCGAGCAGAGGUUAAUAAUCCCUCAUUUCUUCUGCACCUCAGUGGCAGCAGUCCGCGAAAUUUCCAGCAUGCACGAACAGAAGCUGAGAGCCGCUCUCUUCGAUUCCCCCACGCAACUUUCUGACUGAACUUUUUUCUUCUGACAGAUGUUCUGCUCUGGCCAUUUUUUUUGUCGUUAUCGCCACAGUGGAGCUGUUUAAACUGAGCUGAGUGAGGUUGAGGUGAGGGAGGGGAGAGGACUGCCCUCUGCAAGAAAAAAAUAACUUGUGUAAAAUGUGAGGUAUGUGCACAGCAGUCUGCUAACAACGUGAGACCACUGGGACAUUCGCCUCGUCAUCUUGGGAGCCUAAAGCCCUGAAUUAGUAUGGACAUGAUGAGCUUUAGAGUCCGGUGCUUUCUAGUUUUCCUCACUUUUUACGUGCAAGGGGGAUUAUCAAGGGAUUAUGAAGCAAACCUCGGAACAAAUAAUCUUUUACAGAGAAUUAAACGUCAGAGCAAACCCUCGAAACCAGUGCUGAAGGUGACAGACUAUCAUGUGAGGUGUUCGGUGGUGUCCCGCUACGCUGUUACCACAGUCCAGAGUUCAGUAUGGAACCAGCUCCCCGUCACCAAGGAGGCCGCCUUCGAGGUGGACCUGCCCUCCUCUGCUUUCAUCUCCAACUUCACCAUCACCUCCAAUGGCAAGGUGUACGUGGCCCAGGUGAAGGAAAGAGCUGCUGCCAGGAAAAUUUACGAUGCUGCUAAGAAGCAAGGAAAAACAGCCGGACUUGUCGCCACAAAAGAGAGGGAGAUUGAGAAGUUCCGUGUGGCGGUGAGUGUCCCGUCGGGAGCUCGGAUGUUAUUCUCCCUGUCCUACGAGGAGCUGCUGCCUCGUCGGUUCGGCCGCUAUGAGCUCAGCCUGGGUCUGAGGCCCGGGCAGCCCGUGCAGAACCUCACCUUAGAUGUCAGCAUCACAGAGAGGACGGGCAUCAGUUUCAUCAAAGUCCUUCCUCUCAAGGCAAGCAGACUCCUCUCCAACACUGCUCAAGGUGAUGCAGACGCCCCUGCCUCCACUCACGUCGAGCGGAGCGCCACCUGUGCUCGAGUUCGCUACAGUCCAACUCUGCAGCAGCAGAACAGCAUCUCCUCCAAAGGUCUUAAUGCAGACUUCAUCAUUCAGUAUGAUGUGGAACUCAGAGACCUCAUGGGGGAAAUCCAGGUGUAUGACGGCUACUUUGUGCAUUACUUUGCACCCAGAGGGCUUCCUGUGGUUCCCAAGGAUGUUAUAUUUGUCAUUGAUGUCAGCGGCUCAAUGAUAGGCACCAAGAUAAAACAGACCAAGCAGGCCAUGAGCACCAUACUCGGGGACCUACGAGAGGGAGACCACUUUAAUAUCAUCACCUUCUCAGACAAGGUCCACACCUGGAGGAAAGGGCGAACGGUGCGGGCAACGCGUCAGAAUGUACGAGACGCCAAAGACUUCGUGAGGAGGAUUAUUGCAGAAGGAUGGACCAAUAUCAAUGCAGCUCUGCUCUCAGCCGCCCAGCUCGUCAACCCUUCAUCCUCCACCUCUCCCAAACUCGGCUCAUCCCGCCGCGUUCCUCUGGUCAUUUUCCUCACUGAUGGGGAGGCAACCAUUGGAGUAACAGCUGGCGACACCAUCCUCAACAAUGCCAAGAAGGCUUUGGGUUCUGCCUCUCUGUUUGGCCUCGCUUUCGGGGAUGAUGCAGACUUCCUCCUUCUGAAACGGCUGGCACUGGAUAACCGAGGCCUGGCGAGGAUGGUGUAUGAGGACGCAGACGCAGCCUUGCAGCUGAAGGGCUUCUACGAUGAGGUGGCCAGCCCGUUGCUGUCAGACAUCCAGCUGUCGUACCUGGACGAUCAGGCGUAUGACAUCACCUGCUCCCUGUUCCCCAACUACUUCCAAGGCUCCGAGUUGGUGGUGGCUGGGAAAGUCAAACCAGGGGUCAAGGAUUUAAAGGUGUCGAUGUCCGCCAUUGAUUCAAAGGAACAUGUCAAGCUGGAGAGCGAUGUUUUGAUUUCCCAUGCAAAUGGCAAUGGGACUGCAGAUUCAUUCGACUGUUCAGCAGGCUUGGAAGGAAUCUCCAGCUUUGUGCACCGUCUCUGGGCGUAUUUCACCAUCAAGGAGCUGCUGCUGGCCAAACUGAACGCCACUGACCCUGCAAUGCAAAGGUUACUGGCAGACAAGGCCACCAACCUCUCCCUCAAGUAUAACUUUGUAACACCGGUCACCUCUUUAGUUGUAGUUAAACCAGAUGCAGAUGAAACGUCUCCCUCGCCAACCACUCCAAAGCCCACCACCGCUGCCACUAUAACCACAACGGUGACGGCUACUACCACCGCCAAAAUAUCUGCAGCCGGUGCUGCAAAGAAGCUGAGCUCACCUUCUAACCCGAGGCCAAACAAAACUAAACCAGACCCUCCUCAGCCACCUCCGAACAUACCACAAACUAAAAAAAUCUCACCUACCACAGUAAAAACUGUGCCGUCACCGUCCAAGAAAACCACAACAACCUCAAGUCCUGUCAAAACUGCCCCAGCAUCAUUCUCUGGUAAAAAGCCCUCUCCUUCCCAAAAUGACUCUAAAGCUGCCUCUCCUCCUCCUGCUGGGAGGAUUCCCACCUCUCUCCUCAAUGCUCUGAAAACAGCGUCACCUCCUGCACCUGGAAAAGUCUCCACCCCUCAGCCCAGUGCCUCGAAAACAACCACUCCAUCGACAACCACCACGGUCUUAACAUUCACCACCAGCACCACACCUCCACCUGCACCCCUGCCUACCCCUCAGACGGGCUCAGUGAGGUCAACCCUCCCUCCUGUCAGAGCGACGGUACGCUCCACAGAGGCAGGAAACGGCACCACAUCUGCUCCAGAUGUUCUGCAACCUGAAAUCACAGCCGCUCCACCCAAGCUGCCGCUGCCUCCGCUCACCUCUCCGACCCCGGCGCCCGCUCCAGCUGUGGACGACAACAACACAGACCCAGAGACGGAACUGAGAGUGGCCAGCUUUGUGUCUGCCACCUUUGCUCCCAUGCCCGGGGUGACAGAUGGGCCGCGGCUGUGGGAAGCAGCAGGACUUCUGGAUGUCUCCACUUUUAUUCAGAGAAAAGAUAUUGACCUUGUGAAAGACUAUGAUGCAACCUAUGACUACGACUACGAUCUCAACUACGAUUCAGACUGGGAUGAUACUGCAGACACUGGAUCAUUUGAACCUCCGUCCAGGCUGAGCACCAUCCGAGUCUUCUCCUCAUCAGUUGAUGGAGAUCCUCAUUUUGUGGUCCAGCUGCCAAAGCUGCAUCAGAACCUGUGUUUCACUGUAGACGGGAGGGCUAAUGAUGUUCUCAGACUGUUAGAGGACCCAGAGAGAGGGAUCAUUGUCGAUGGCCACCUGAUGGGAGCUCCCACCAAGCACGGCGUAGAAGAUCGCUCCAGGACCUACUUCGACCAGCUCACCAUCUCCUCAGCCACGGGCGGCUCUGGUGACAUCACCAUCACCCUCUCACUGGACGCUGUCGUGGUGGAAGGGGAAGGGCAGGAUAUUCUUCCCAUCAACCAGCAGGGAUCAGUGAGGCGGCAGGGUGUGACGGUCACAGUGGACAACCACAGGAGCUGCUGGGUCGAGCUGGCCAAGGAUGUGCGGUUCCUGGUCCUGUUCCACCACUACAAACACCCCAGCUACCUACAGAUGGCUCACCUGGGGUUUUACAUCACGGACGGACGGGGGUUGACGGCUUCAACUCAAGGCCUGCUGGGCCAGUUUCAGCAUGUUGACAUGAGUGUGACCGCAGAGAAGGAUUAUCUGGAUGGAGGCGCUCACAAGGAGGCAAUUUCAGCCAGGGGGAUCCUGAGGUGGGGAUCCGAGCACAUGCCAGUCACCCUGCAAGACAAGACGCUGAAAGACACGGUGCGAAAGCGCCACACAGGCAAGUGCUGGGUGGUGCCCAAGGCAGAGCUCGAGAGACUACUGGGUCAUCCAUACGAGAGCUACGUGGUGGAUCGUGUGUAAUUCUAGCCGAGUCAGCUCCACCUUGUUGCCUCGCUGCCGCACAGCUCAGGUCGCAGCAGUUAUCGUGGUGUGUUUACUGGACAAAGGAUGAGCAAGAACUGGGAGGCUUGAUGACACGUUUCCAGCCCCUGGAUGAGACGUUGUAAUAUUCUGUUAAGGUGCAGCGCAACACAGGUGUGGUUACAAAAGAGGAAAAGAGGUGGUGACAGAUUGGAGACUGCAGAGGAAGAGAAAGCUGCAAGGGUGAUAAGGACGUACGGUUUGAAAAAAUAUAGUGACAGACUGAUCGAUGCUGCUGUUCUCUCCAUCACCGAAGUAAAAUUGGACAGAAGCUCCAUGUUCUGUGUCUGUGACAGAGACAAAAUUUUCUCCUGUUCGCAUGGCAACCACGAAAAUGUACAUUUGUGCUGCAGCAGCUCCAAAAUGUCUUCAAAGAUAUUUAUCAGAUUAAUCUUAUAUUUCCUUAAUGGAAUGAUUAUUAGGCAAAGCCACGUUCUUCUGCUUCAGACCUGUAUCAUUCUGUUCGCUGUGUUUUUUUUUUUAGCACAAGUGUAUAUAAAAUAUUAUUUUAUGUCUGUAUGUAUAGAUAAUCUUCCCACAACGGGUGACUCGCCUGGAUGUAGUGAUUGCAAAAAGAGAAAAAAACAAAACAAAUUCAGGGUCUUUCCAGGUUUGCCAUGUGCUUUUUAUUUUUCUAUCAUGUCAUUCAUAGUUUAAUUCAUUUUUAUUUGUUACACAAGACAUUAGGCAUUGUUCACAUACUAGUGAUCAAACAAGGACAGUAAGUUUUCUACUACUCAGCCUGAACUAUUUCUUUUGUCAAAUUCAAGGGAUAUUGUCAAUAGUGGUUUCCAAAAGGCCAAAGUGGAUGGAGAUUAAAACAGUACGACCACACAUGAGGCUUUUGUUUUCAAUAAAUUAAAAAAAAAAGAGAGAGAGAGAGAGAGGCUGAUGCUGAGGAGGGGCAGGGGAGGGAGGGCGCCAGAUAUAUCUAUGUUCAAAGAGUAAACAGUGUUCCAGUUUUAAUCAGAUAACAUGUUUCCAGGAUUAAGACCACACACAAAUGUUGAAUGACACACAGUGCGAGAACUGUUGUGAAUACACAGCUGUAUAGAUUUUGUCUGACUGUUGGUGUUAUUCCUUCCAUCAAAAACCUGUUUCUUAGGAAUGCUAAUAAUCAUAUUUAACCGUGAUGCAGCACUGGAAUGAUCAUAACACAUGAGCACAGCAAAUAACAAACAGAAACAAAUAAUUUCAGGUGUGCAUCACUUUUUUAAAAAUCCAAAACUAGUAGCAUAGCAUAUUCAGCAUUUGACAUAGUUUCUUUCCACAAUACGUCAGUGAAAUUCAAAUAAAUAGAGCAUAACA